This is a messenger RNA of Odobenus rosmarus divergens (Pacific walrus), 378 nucleotides long. RefSeq names its product replication protein A 14 kDa subunit-like. The transcript has a single exon. The coding region runs from base 5 to 370 and encodes 121 amino acids. The record is from RefSeq and is a predicted model, not a curated record. Lineage: Eukaryota; Metazoa; Chordata; Mammalia; Carnivora; Odobenidae.
AACCAUGGUGGAUGUCAUGGAGUUGCCCAGGUCGCGCGUCAACGCCAGCAUGCUAGCUCAGUUCAUCGACCGGCCGGUCUGCUUCGUAGGGAGGCUGGAAAAGAUUCAUCCUACUGGAAAAAUGUUUAUUCUUUCAGAUGGAGAAGGCAAAAAUGGAACAAUUGAGUUGAUGGAGCCCCUUGAAGAAGAAAUCUCUGGAAUCGUGGAAGUAGUUGGGAGAGUAACGGCCAAGGCAACCAUUAUGUGUGCAUCAUUUGUCCAUUUUAAAGAAGAUAACCAUCCUUUUGAUCUUGGACUAUACAAUGAAGCUGUGAGAAUUACCCAUGAGUUCCCUCCGUUUUUUCCUUUGGGGGUUGUGCAAUAUGAUUGAUCUCGAUG